This is a messenger RNA of Nothoprocta perdicaria, 2657 nucleotides long. RefSeq names its product cytoskeleton associated protein 2 (gene CKAP2). Bases 1 to 2088 code for a protein of 695 amino acids. Gene Ontology annotation, biological process: negative regulation of microtubule depolymerization. The transcript has 9 exons. Gene Ontology annotation, cellular component: microtubule cytoskeleton. Lineage: Eukaryota; Metazoa; Chordata; Aves; Tinamiformes; Tinamidae. The record is from RefSeq and is a predicted model, not a curated record.
AUGACAGCGCGGGGCCCGCCGCGCCUGCCGCCCAGCCGCCGCUCCGAGCCGGCCUUCCGAGAGCAAAGAAGACAAAAAGUUGAAGAAUAUCUGUCAAGAAAAAAGGCCUUUUCUGGUGUGUGCAUUCAAGAAAACAAGGCAUCUUUCAGCAGUAACAGAACUGGGAAAGUAACUAGCAGCAAACUGCAAGACAAAAUACAGACCUUAAAAUCUGCAAGGUCAAAAAUGGAAGAUGCAGAGAAUACUGAUAAACUUUCACUGGAUCAAUCAAGCAGAACCUUAGGAGAAAAUGUUCCUAUAAAAUCUUCUACAAUCACUCUGGCAAAUUCCGCAGUGGGGACAAACUGUAAUCCUGAUCUUACUUCCAAGGAUGAAGUCACUGAAAUAAAAUCCCAACAUGGGUCACUUAGCCAGUCCUUCUUGCAUGUCAGAAGUAUAAAAGAGAAGCAACUGAUUGCAGAAAAGCAAAAUUCAAACAUCAGCCUACCAAAGAAACCCACGCUUGGUACAUAUCGUGGCAAAGUUAUUCAGUCAAAAAUAAAUUCCUUCCGAAAGGCACCAAAAAGUGAGGGAGGGGAGAGGUCCUUGACGGAUAAGAAGCCUCUUGUUUCUGCCACUAAGCCAUCUGUAAGAUCUUUCUCCACAAGCAAUUGCAGUGUAGUUAUGAAGACCAUCAAAGUCACAAACUCCUCUGCUGCUGUAAAAUCAAAAGGCGUCCUCCCAUUCCAGAAUAAAUCAGCCAUCAAAGCUAUUGGCUCACAGUCCAGUCUGAAUAAACAACAAUCAAAAUCUGCUGUCUCGCUAACAAAAGUAACAGUCCAAAAGAUGGUUGGGAGAAGAGGCUCAGUGCCACAGAGGGCUGUGUUGGGCAACACUGACCACAAAAUAUCUGUGGUGAAGAAAGAUGGAGAUGCAAGACCAGAAGCUACAGGAAAAACAAGUUCUGUUGCUCCUGUUACCAAGUCAGGACAGGAUUCUAGAGCUAUUGGCAACAGAAAAUCUCUUCUGCCAAAAGAGUCAGCAGAAGAGAGAAGAGUUCGCCUGGCUGAAUGGAGGGCAUCCAAAGGGAGAGUGAUGAAGAGGCCACCUCCAUCCAUGUCCCUGGGAACCCACUCUAAAAGUGAAUCACAGGAGUUCCCUGCUACUGAAGGUUCUUCAGAGCAUUUGUUACAUGAUGAAAAAGUCAAGAAGGCCCUCUCAGAAUGUCUGCAGUUAAUGGAACAGGGAUGUCAAAGGGAUGAAGUACAUGCCAUGCUGGAAGACCUGAUCAAGAAUAUUCCUGAGGCUAAAAAGCUUGCAAAAUACUGGAUCUGCUGCAUGCAUCUUGAACAGAUGGGCCCUAUUGAAAAGCUCAUUGAGGUCUAUGAGGAAGCCAUUUUGGCAGGAGCAAUGCCAAAAGAUGAACUACGGUGCUCACUAAUAGAUAUUAUGAAAAAUACUGAAAACUUAUUGAAGUCUGAGGAUGGGGAAGCUGUGAUAGAACCUCAUUUAAGGGAGGUAGCAGAAGUCAGCAAGGAAGCCAGUUCAUCUGCAGAGCAAGUUGAGGAGGACUUAAAGGAUCUCAAAUCAAAAGAGGACCAGAAAGCAGGGAGCGAUAAGAAGGCAGAGACUAGAAAUGAAGUGAUCAAAAAUGAAGAAAUGGAUUUAGACUUGAAAACAAGAGACGGGAUGUUGCCCAAAAAGAACAAAAAGCACAAAACAAAAGAUCGUACAAAGAAGUCUGGAAAAUGGGAAGCAGAAGAGCAGAGUGAAGUCAGGGUAAAAGAUGGGACCCGAGCACUUAAUUCUCCUGGCAAGGAGAAUGAUGCAUCUUAUUUAAUGAAGUGCAAUCUACCAACAACUCCAAACUUGGAAAGUAUAAAGAUGCACCAUGAGGCAAGUGACUCCAGUGCUAAAGACCUGAAAAUUGCGACCCCAUUACGAUAUUCUCAACGUCUACGGGAGAAGAUGUGCAAGCUGUCAGACAAGGAUCAUGAUCUCUGUGUGCCUUCACUUGAACAGCUGGGGGAACUGGGGUCAAAACCCACUGCAUGUGUCCCUAAGCAGAACACUGCAGUGAAAGAAACAAGUGCUGAGGUUGAAGAGUAAAAUAGUAAUAACUGGGGGGGAAGAGGUGUUGGAUCCUUUUUAAAGAGGUUUGUUUUUAGCGAAUUUGAGAUGCUAUCCAAAACUUGUAAGGAUGACUUUAAGAUCAAAUUUAACUGCUUUUUGUCACCAAACUUUUAAACGUUUAAAACUCCUGUGGUAAAGUGGGGCUCCUAUGGUACUGAAACAUCAGUGUCUUCAUAUUAAAUGAUUCAUCCUAAUUAGUCAAUUAAGGCUAAGUUUAAUAUACUACAUGUAGUAGUUUUGCAGUUGUAGUGUAUUGCUAGCAGCACCUUAAGUGUUCCACUUGGGGAAUAUCUACUCUAGCCCCUUUUAGCUUUAAAAAAUUGAAAGCAGCUAGUAAGGUGUGGAACCUAGUCCAAACAAUAUCCAUAGUAUCCAUUUUUUGGGGGUUAUUUCAAUAAACUGACUUUAAUCCCUCUAGUUACUGGGAUUAUUAACUGAUUUAUUUUAGAUAAGCUCUCAUACACUAAUGACUAUGUUACUAUUCCAAUACUGUGUUUUGUGUUAGUCUGUAACAUGGUAGACGUGAUUAAACUGAACUCAUCUGU